AUGGGAGAAGGACCAGGAUCUGGUUCGCAAGGGCUCUCCGUGCCCUCCCCGCCGCCACAGCCUCCUGCAUCUCCAAUGACGAUGAAGAGGAUCGAAGACGACCUAGAGGAUCUCGAACUGGACGAGGUAGAACAAAUCCUAACCACAGAGGAGAAGCGGUUCCUCUUGUACGUGGAACGAGGAGACGUGGCUUCCGUCAGACACAUUCUGAAGAAGGCCAAGAAGGAGAACAAGAAGAAGUCCGGCAGCUUCAAUUUGAACUGCAUGGAUCCUCUGGGACGCACGGGCGUCAUCGUGGCUGUGGAGAACGAGAACUUGGACAUGGUCCUGCUGCUCCUGGAGGAAGGCGUUCUGGCGGAGGACGCGCUGUUCUACGCCAUCGCUGAGGAGUACGUGGAGGGCGUCGAGGCCCUGCUGACGCACGAGGAGAAAAUCCAUGUCUCCGGGGAACCUUAUUCCUGGCAAAGGAAAGAGAGCGAGAAAGCUAACUUCACCGGAGACAUUACGCCCCUGAUCUUAGCGGCUCACAAGAACAAUUACGAAAUCAUCAAGCUGCUCUUGGACCGAGGCGCCACCCUCCCGAUGCCCCACGACGUCCGCUGCGCUUGUGACGAGUGCAUCAUCUCCAGUGCUGAGGACUCACUCAGACACUCCCUGGCUCGCAUCAACGCCUACCGCGCCUUAGCAUCGCCGUCUCUCAUCUGUCUCUCCAGCAAAGACCCUCUCAUGACAGCCUUUUCCCUUUCUGAUGAUUUGGACAAACUUGCUACACUGGAGUACGAGUUCCAGAAAGAAUACUCGGCUCUGAGGACACAAGUUUUACAGUUCGCAAUGAGACUAGUGGACGAGACUAGAAGUUCGGACGAACUGGAGAUCGUAUUAAACUAUGACCCGGAAGGAGAACCAUACAAAAAGGGGCAGUUCAUGCAUUUGAAUCGCCUCAAAGAUGCUGUCGACAACAACCAAAAGCAGUUCGUUGCCCAUGCGAGCGUGCAGCAGCUCUUGGGCACGGUGUGGUACGACGGCAUGCCCGGCUUCAAGCGCCUCAGCCUCCCUGAUCAGCUGAUGGCCGUGGUGAAGAUCGGCGUCUUAUUCCCGGUCUACUGCAUGUCCUUCCUUCUGGCCCCAAAGACAUCCUUCGGAGGUUCCAUGAAGAAACCUUUUAUUAAGUUCAUCAUCCAUUCGUCUUCUUACUGCUGCUUCCUGUUCCUGUUGGUGAUCGUUUCCCUGCGCCUGGAGUCGCUCAUCAUUGAACUCUUCGGAACCCAGUCGAUGGUCGAGCGCCUCCGCAAGCAGGAGCGCGAAUCGCGGGGCGGUUUCCCUUCCAUAACUGAACUUCUCGUCGUCGUGUACGUGUUUGGCUUCAUCUACGGGGAGAUAAAGGCGCUCUGGAACGAUGGCCUCCUUGAAUACACCAAGGACUUGUGGAAUUUCGUCGACUUCGGAAGUAACUUCUUCUACAUGAACUGGAUCUUUUUGAGACUCACGGCGCUGUUCCUGACGACGCGCGCGGUCUGGGCGGGAGAGAACCCGUACUUCCCGAGGGAGAUGUGGCCGCCUUUCGACCCCAUGUUGCUUUCGGAAGCCAUGUUUUGUGCUGGGAAUAUUCUUAGCUUCCUGAAGUUGGUGCACAUCUUUAGCGUGAACCCUCACAUGGGCCCUCUGCAAAUCGCUCUCGGCAGAAUGGUGGUUGACAUCAUCAAGUUCUUCUUCAUCUACACACUUGUACUCUUUGCAUUCGGAUGCGGCUUGAACAAUCUUCUUUGGUAUUACGCCGACAUAGAUAAGAGCAAAUGUUAUUCAUUGCCUAAUGGAUUACCCAAUCCUACCCAAGCGCGUUCAUGCGAGAUUUGGCGAAGGUUUUCUAACCUCUUCGAGACUUCACAGUCGCUUUUCUGGGCUUCCUUCGGACUGGUUGACUUGAUAAACUUCGAACUGACUGGAAUUAAGUCCUUCACGCGGUUCUGGAGUAUGCUCAUGUACGGUUCCUACAACGUCAUCAAUGUCAUCGUUUUGCUGAACCUCCUCAUCGCUAUGAUGUCCAACUCUUACACAUUCAUUGUGGCAAAGUGUGACGUGGAGUGGAAAUUCGCUCGCUCGAAGUUUUGGAUGAGUUACUUUGAGGAGUCCCAGGAGCUGCCUUCGCCCUUCAACCUGUUCCCGAAGCUGUCCGCUCUGUGCGAAUUCGGGAAGCCCAACUACAGGGCGUCCUUCAAAAAGCGCCAGGACCAGAUGCGGGACGACCAGUAUCAGACGGUGAUGAAGAACCUCGUUAGACGCUACGUCACGGCCGAACAACGUAACGCGGACGAGACGCUCAUUACCGAGGAUGACGUCAAUGAAGUAAAGCAGGAUAUCAACUCCUUCAAGUACGAGCUCCUGAACAUCCUCCGAAUCAAUGGCAUGAUGACUGGCAAUGCACAUCACAGGGAGGACAUGGCUGUGGGCAAAAAGCAGCAGGCCCGAGAGCGACGACUCAUGAAAGGUUUUAACAUCGGCCUGGUGGAGGGCAUCGAUCAGAGCAUGCACUUCGGGAACAAAAAGAGCAAGAAUCCCCUGCUUAACAUCGUGUUGAAGAAGUCGGCUAAAUCGGAUAAGAAGGACUGGAACACAAUGAUGCGAGAGAGCAAGAAGAAGCGCGACCCUAUCGGUUCCAGCAGAACCAGCCUCCAGCGACAGAGUCUCAGGAACAAGAAGCGCUGCAACGCGGCCUGGAGUAAGGUCAAGUUCUACCAAAAACGAGGCGUUUUCCUCGGAGGACAAAUUGACCCCAGAAUGCUGAGAGAGAUCAAGAACAGGGGCCAGCCCUUACAGAGUCGUUCUCAGGGAUGGCGAACUCUUCAGCAACUGCACGAUCGCGGGGAAAUUACACAGGAAAAUUUCGACAGGUGUGUAAGAAACACACCAAGUCCUGGAAGCACUGCAGCUCCUACUCCGAUUCCUCCCACAUCACCGACGCCUCCUCUGCCUAGGGUCGGGGUAUACACGCAGUCAUCGCCCUGUGCCACAGCCGAAGACCUCAUAUCCACUGUCAGAGGCGACACGCUGCACCCGACUCCUUCGCCGAAGCCGUCGCCGAAGCCGUCGCCGAAGCCGUCGCCGAAUUCGUCAAAUGGAGCCUCGAAGCCACUUGGAACGGGCAAGGGAUGGAUUUGAAUUGGAAGCAUGAUUCGAUCGAAGAAACUGACUUGUUUAGGAAAUGAUACUUUCUUCUAUAAACGUGUAGGGAAAAUAUCGUUGAUAUUCAGGGCUUUAUCCUUGCUUCACAUUCCUCACAGAAAACUGACAUGUUAGAGAAUAACGAAUACGUAAGUCUUAUCAUGCAAGUAAAGCCACUUACAAGUACAAGAAGACAUGUACAAACACCAUCCUGUACAUAUGCAGAAUAAGAGACCUCUCGGAGUGGGAUCUGUAAGUUAAAUUAUCAAAUGAUAAUUUGCUUGAAGCAGUGUCUUAGGGGCAGCUAGAUUCAUUUGCUACUUUUUUUUCUUUUUUUUUACAUUUUAAAGUUGUUGCACCUAACUACCAUUACGUGAUAUGAUGAAACUUAUCAUGUUUCUCAUACACGUGAAACUAACAGUAAGACUUCAGACAUAUAUUCCCCAAUACAUCGCUGUCAUUCUUUAGGUUGGACGCCACAGUGCACAAUCUGGGUGCCAGUUACGCUCGUCUUGUAUAUAUUACUCAUACUCGCCUACCACAUGCUACCUAUC
Molecule: messenger RNA, 3713 nt
Organism: Penaeus indicus
Lineage: Eukaryota; Metazoa; Arthropoda; Malacostraca; Decapoda; Penaeidae
Product: transient receptor potential protein-like
Exons: 18
Coding region: 1-3156 (1051 amino acids)
Biological process (GO): calcium ion transmembrane transport; regulation of cytosolic calcium ion concentration
Cellular component (GO): plasma membrane; cation channel complex
Molecular function (GO): store-operated calcium channel activity; inositol 1,4,5 trisphosphate binding; protein binding
Source: RefSeq, a predicted model, not a curated record